Fundulus heteroclitus (mummichog) is the source of this 2844-nucleotide messenger RNA. RefSeq names its product LIM homeobox 6 (gene lhx6a). The coding region runs from base 455 to 1591 and encodes 378 amino acids. The record is from RefSeq and is a predicted model, not a curated record. Lineage: Eukaryota; Metazoa; Chordata; Actinopteri; Cyprinodontiformes; Fundulidae. Gene Ontology annotation, cellular component: nucleus. Gene Ontology annotation, biological process: forebrain neuron development; neuron differentiation; regulation of transcription by RNA polymerase II. Gene Ontology annotation, molecular function: DNA-binding transcription factor activity, RNA polymerase II-specific; RNA polymerase II transcription regulatory region sequence-specific DNA binding. The transcript has 9 exons.
CCGCGCAAACUUUCCCUGCAGCUCUGCGCAGACACUUCGGGUCUGUUCUCCUUGCGCUCUGGUCGCCUCUGCAGCCCGGCCGGCCUCUCCUGAAGACGCGGAGUAAAUAAGCUGCCAACCCCUCCGUUUGAUUCCCUUGCGGGCAGACGGGCUUCUGCUCAAAGGUGGAGAGAGAGAGAGAGAGAAGACAAAAAAAAAGGAAAGCGGAGAGAAGAAGUCUAAAUCGAAUACGGGAGUCAUCGCAUCUGCGAAGCUUCUGUCUGGUUUGCGCAGAUCACAGCGCGCUGAGGGGUUCCGUACGGAGAAAAACGCAUUGUGUGUUAAAAAAAAAAACAACUGUGCGCCAGAUAUCCCACGGAUGGUGCAAGCCUUGACGCCGAGCGCAGAUUGGAGCCCCCCCUUGGUAUUAGACGCAGAGUGUGGAGACCCUGAACGCUGAGACUUCAGGGGGUUCAUGUACUGGAAAAAUGAAGUUUUGCCCCCUCUCUCAGAGGGAAACAAGAUUCUGUCUGAAGGAAUUCCAACAAAGCAGGUGAUCUGCGCCGAGCACCAGAGCACGCCGGGAACCCCGCGCAGCACCGUGGGCUCCAGACACACGCCGAUGUCUCACUCGGACGGAGAGUCCCAGCGCUCCAACAUGGAGCGGGAGGACAUCCGCUCUCCUCCCAGCACUCCGUCCACCCCGUCCGUGUGCUCGCCGACCUCCAGCGCCAGCUCCGUGCCGUCCACCGGGAAGAACGUGUGCGCCAGCUGCGGGCUGGAGAUCCUGGACAGAUACUUGCUGAAGGUGAACAACCUGAUUUGGCACGUGCGCUGCCUGGAGUGCUCGGUGUGCAGGACGUCGCUGCGUCAGCACAGCAGCUGCUACAUCAAGAACAAGGAGAUCUUCUGCAAAAUGGAUUAUUUCAGUAGGUUUGGUACUAAGUGUGCCCGCUGCGGGCGGCAGAUAUACGCCAGCGACUGGGUGCGUCGAGCGAGGGGGAACGCGUACCACUUGGCGUGUUUCGCGUGCUACUCGUGUAAGAGGCAGCUGUCGACGGGAGAGGAGUUUGGCUUGGUGGAGGAGAAGGUUUUGUGCCGGAUCCACUACGACACCAUGGUGGAGAACCUCAAGCGGGCAGCCGAGAGUGGUAACGGUAUUACAUUAGAGGGCGCCGUCCCGACAGAACAAGACAGUCAGCCCAAACCUGCCAAAAGGGCACGGACGUCGUUCACGGCAGAGCAGCUACAGAUCAUGCAGGCGCAGUUUGCUCAGGACAACAAUCCCGAUGCCCAGACGCUACAGAAGCUGGCCGACAUGACGGGCCUGAGCAGAAGAGUUAUACAGGUGUGGUUCCAGAACUGCAGAGCGAGGCAUAAAAAGCACACGCCGCAGCACAGCGGUGCUCCGCAGGGCCAUCCUCAGUCCAGGAUACCCUCGUCGCUGCCCGAUGAGCUGCAUUACUCCCCCUUCGGCAGUCCCGAGCGCGCGCGCAUGGUGGCUCUUCACGGGUACAUCGAUAGUUUUCCAGGUCAUCCGUUUUCCAUCCUCACCUCUCAGAGCCUCCCUCACCAGGCCAUGUCGCUGCCUCAGCUCCCCCUCAGCCGCUAGCUCUCCCCCCCCUGACCUCUGGAUCUUUACUCCGGAUCUGCCGUCAGUGACGCCGCCUGACCUCACUUGGAAGAUCCUGCAAGAGUCCUGGAGAAAAGACUAAUCCUCCGAAACGUGAACAGAAGGAGAAAAGGGACAAAUCUGCCAUCUUCUUCUGUUCUUUUCCAACGGACGGGAACAUUCAGCCUGCGGCCAGUGUGCCGAAGCCAAUCACCUUCCAGCUUUUAUUAUCAGCAGAAACUCUGUCUGUGAUUUUUACAUCAGCUGACGGACCCAUCGUGCUUCUCUUGUAUAGCAUCUUCCGCCCCCGUUUCACCCACCUUCAAACUUGUGGGAUUUUAAAUGGAUGCAAUUGAUAAAAGAAGCAGGACUGCAGCCUCUCGAAGGUUGUCAGAUUAUUGAAGACAAAAUUUAAAAUGUCACUGUGGCCCAUUGGACAGGGCUCAUACAUUAGAGGUAAGACUCCUCCCUUUUUUUUCUCUCAAAGCAGCCAUGAAGGAAAGCUAAACGUAAACAAUUAAUUGUUUGCAUCUGAAAUGACAAUUUACUUAAUAUCUUGAAGAAAAAAAAAAUCCAAGUUUUCAAUUAGAUUCUGGGUAAAUUUUACAGCUUCAUAAUUAGUAUUUGGGUAAAAGAUAAAUAAAUCAAAAAUAAAACAAGGUGUGCCUUAUCCAUUUCAAUGAAAAAAGGUAUUCUUCAUUAGUAAAUAAAAAAAGACAUUGCUUUAUAAAGGUUUAUACUAAAAAAAAAAAAAACUCCAGAAUACGUUCACAUUUUUUCUCCUAAAUUAAAACAAAAGGCAUAAAAUCGGACAAGAUUUUAUUUUGAAUAAAAGGCUUUGGCAUCUUUACUAAAUCAUACAAUCCUAAUAAAGGAAAAUCUCAGUUUAGCAGCUAUUCAAACCAUAGGACAUGUUUGGAUUUUCAGUAAUUUAUAUUUCGAAGGUUGCUUGGUUUGCCUGUGUGUGUGUGUGUGUGUGUGUGUGUGGUUUUUUUUACACAAUGAGGGAAUUUGAGAACUUUGGUACAAUAUAACCCAAUAAAACCGAGUGGGUUUGUACAUAAUGAGAAGUGUGCAUGUGUGUCUGUAUCCUAGUGCCAUGGCCGUUAUGUGAAAACAGAAUCCAACGACACCUCAAAGUCCUUGUAUUUAUUGACAUGCUAAAAAUCCCUGUAAAAAAAAAAAAAGCACUUUUUCUUCCUUUCUGAAACGGUUUUGUUUUGUCAAAAAAUAUUAACAAAGAAAAAGGGGGG